AUGUUGUGUGCAGGGAGCAGCGGGUGUGGGACUGGCUGGUGGAUGCAGGCAUGGGUGGUGACGCAGCAGGGAUCUCCCUUCCUCCUCUCCCUCGCUCAAAUCAUACUUUCUUCAUCUGCCGUGUACCCGCAUGACGUGUGCAGGGAGCAGCAGGUGUGGGACUGGCUGGUGGAUGCAGGCAUGAGUGGUGACGCAUCAGGAAUCCUCCUCUCCUCCUUGCAAGUCUCUCUCUCCGUCCUUCUCCUCCUCUCUCUCCUCUCCCUCGCUCAAAUCAUCUUCGCUCGAGUCAAGAACCCGACGAAGCCUCCCUUCUCCUCCUCGUUUUCCGAAUCAUUUCCCCUCCCUGCUUCCCCAUUCACCUCCUCUCCGUAUGGCAGGAGAAAGCAGGUGGAAACAAAGGAAGAGCUACAGCAGCUGCUAAUGAACCUAGAUGGUAAACUGGCAGCAGCAGCAGCUGCUGCAUUUGCUGCUGGUGGUUCUGCAGAUGGGGAGGGAAUGGGUGGGGGAGCAGGAGCGGACGGGGGAGAUGGAAGGGGUAUUGUGGGUGGAAGAGGUAGAGCAGCCGAAGGAGCAGCAGCGGCAGCAAGAGGAGGUGGAGAAGGAGGGGCAGGAGACAGAGGAGGGGAUAACUCUGCCUCUUAUCCGACGGGCUAUUAUCAGUUUCAACCAGAAUAUUUUGACCGCCUUCCUCCUAUCUCCCCACGUACCCUUGCCGAUUCUCUCAUUCCCACCACUCCCAAUAUCCCCCGCUCCUCCUCCCUAGGAGCCUCUGCCUCCCCCCUCCCCCCUUCCUCCUUUUCCCCCGCUUCCCCUCUCCGGUCCUCCUCUCCACCACCAUUCUCCACCCCUUCCCACCGGCACACACACACGGACGCCACUGCACCGUUCUUAACCACCCCUCAACGUUACAUCCUCCCUUCUUCUCUCUCCACACCUCCUCCCUCCACAGGCCACCCAGACCUCUAUAAUCCCUCCUUCACCUUCCCUCGCUCAUCCCUUCCCUUCGAUACAGUCACAUUGGACAACGCCCCAUCCUCUCCCCUUUUAGUCCACCCUAGGUUAACGCCUAGCCCCUCUCGGGCCGCCAUAGUGGGGAAAAAAGGUGAGGUGGAGAGAUUAAAGCCCAUGUUGCCUGAAGAAGAAGAGGAGGGCUUUAAGCGCCUGGGGGUGCUGCAGUGGAGGGACACGUGGCGCGAUGGGAUUCGCCAAUGGUUUUCACAGCACCUGCUGAAGGCGCUGGUGAAGAAGAUCGAGGCGGCGCCUAGCAAGCUGUCAGCAGCAGCAGCCCCUCUUGGCCUCUCCCUCUCCCUCGAACCUCUCCACAGCCUCGGAAACUCCGCCGUACCUCCGCCCGCAGGCUCGGCAGGUUUGGCCCAGACCUCCACCCCAGGCUCGGCAGGAGUGACAGCAGGAGGCAGCUCUGGUUUGGGCGUGGGAGGGUUGGGAGGAGUGGAAGGAGGGGGAGUGGAGGAGGUGGGGGGAGGGGGGAGAGUGGUGGUGGUGCAGGGGAGUGUGAUGGGCGAGAGGGAGGGAUUGCAGCAAGUGAAGGGGGUGCUGCUACAGUUGCUACAAUCGGCCAAUCAAGCAGGUGUGAUAGUGACAGGUGUGAUAACGGUUGCCAGUGUGUUUGUGGAAGCAUGUGUUACCGUAGGUGCAGGUGUGAUAGGAGGUGGGGGGAGGGGGGAGAGUGGUGGUGGUGCAGGGGAGUGUGAUGGGGGAGAGGGAGGGAUUGCAGCAAGUGAAGGGGGUGCUGCUACAGCUGCUGCAGUUGGCCAGUCAAGUGCUGGGUCCAUGUUGAUUUUUGAGGCGCCUCAAAGAUCACAGGUGCUGGGUCCAGCCCCACCUGCAGGGUCCAUUUUCGGCCUGCACCAGCCGCAGCAGCAGCAGCAACAGCAGCAGCUUGAGGCACAGAAGGAAGCUGCAAGGAACCUUCUGGCAGCCAUAGCGGACUACGAGCAUCUUAGGGACGUCCUUAGAGGCCACUGGGCCAAGGGGCUGCUGCCACGUGGCAGCAUGCCAUUGGAAUACAGCACUCAACGAAUCAAAGCCCUAGCAGCAGGGUCCUGUCUGCGCUGCUUCCAAUGGUCAGCAGGAGGAAGCUUCCUAACACGGGACACCACCCGUACCCCCACCACUAGCUCCUCCCCCGCCGCUGCCAUACCCAGCAGCACCACUGCUUCUGCCACCCCUACGCACCAUUCCCUCCACUCCUCCUUUCCCCCUGAAGCUCUUUCCCCUGCCCCUAGCUCGCCUGCUCCAUCAUCCCCUUCCUCUUUCUCCCCCUCUCAACCCUCCUCUGUUUCAUACUCCUUACAAGCUGCUCCAGAAGGCGUGUUCCUUGUGCCCUGGACUUCUGACCUCCCCACUGAUGCCCAUCUACUGGCCUAUCUCUUUGCUGCACACCUGUCUCAUCCCCAUUGGCUGGAUGACUACCUCCAAUCGCCACUGCCACAGCAGCAGCAACAGCAACAGGUUUCUGCAGCUGCUGCUACAAUGCCGGCUACAGCUGCUAGCUUCGCCGCCCAAAAUCCCCUCGUCGUGGGUGGCUCUCUCCCUCGUGACAUCCUCGUGCCGCUUUCGUCCUCUUCCUCCUCUCAGUCACCCUCUGCCCUUCUGGGCGGCAGGUUCACGGCCAUUGUGGGAUCGAUUCCACCAGCUAAUGUUAGGGUGCCACCUGGCGCUGAUGUGCUUGUGAUAACAAGGGAUGCACCUCCUGUUUUCGUCCUUUUCUGGGAAUGCCAGCCGUCCUUCUGUCUACAGGGGAGGUUUGCAUUGUGGGAUGCUGUUUUGUUGCUGUGCCUUGGGGUGCAUUUGCACCAAGGUGGCGUAAUUGGUGAUGUUAGCCUGUCUUCUCCAUCUCUGGCGCUUUCUACUGUAAUGGUGCCCGUCAUACCUCCAAUUAGCUCUUGA
This is a messenger RNA of Closterium sp. NIES-65, 2910 nucleotides long. The record is from the annotation of a GenBank genome assembly. Lineage: Eukaryota; Viridiplantae; Streptophyta; Zygnematophyceae; Desmidiales; Closteriaceae.